AUGAAGACAUUCACUUCCACAUUACUUGUGUCCGUGCUGUUGGGGCAUGGCAGCGCAGCAGUUGUCGGGCGAGAGGAAGGUCUGCCAGUUAAUUCUAGCUCUUACGAUUUUAUAGUUAUUGGAGGCGGAACUGCAGGUCUCGCGGUUGCUUCGCGCAUCAGUCUUGGCCUUCCAGACCUCAGCGUCCUCGUCAUAGAAGCUGGACCCGAUGGCCGCCAGGAACCUGGAAUCUCCGUGCCGGGAAGAAAAGGCUCAACACUCGGAGGCAAAUACGAUUGGAACUUGACCACCAUUGCACAACCCAGUGCCAACAACCGCGUCUUCGCGCAAAACCGUGGCAAGGUCCUCGGAGGUAGCUCUGCGCUCAAUCUUAUGACGUGGGACAGGACUUCCAAAUUCGAACUCGAUGCCUGGGAAAAGCAGCUCGGUAACAAAGGAUGGAACUGGAAGAGUCUUUAUGCGGCAAUGUUGAAGUGUGAGACUUUCCUCCCGUCGCCCGCAUAUGGCACCGAAGGAGUCGGUAUAACUGGACCUAUUCGCACACUCAUCAACAGAAUCUUCCCGCGACAUCAAUCGACAUGGUAUCCUACGAUGAAUGCUCUCGGCUUGACGACAAACCGAGAAAGUCUGAAUGGCAACCCCAUCGGCGUCUCGACUCAACCCAGCAAUGUCAGCCCGAACUACACUCGCUCCUAUGCCCCAGAGUAUCUCAAACUCGCCAAAGACAACCUGAUCUUGAAGCUAGACACCCGUGUGGCUAAGAUCGACUUCAAAGGAACAACUGCCACAGGAGUCACCCUCGAAGAUGGUACUACAAUCACCGCGCGGCGGGAAAUCAUUCUCUCAGCUGGCUCCUUCCAAACCCCCGGUCUUCUCGAACUCUCCGGUGUCGGAAAUGCAUCACUCCUUGAGAAACUUAGCAUCCCCGUUGUCAAGCACUUGCCAUACGUGGGCGAAAACCUCCAAGACCACAUCCGCAUCCAAGUCUCCUAUCAAUUGAAACCCGAAUACCCUUCCUUCGAUGUCCUCAAGAACGCCACCCGUGCGGCUGCCGAGCUAGCGUUGUAUAACGCAGACCGCGAGUCACUCUACGACUACACAGCCAGCGGCUAUGCAUACUUCCCCUGGGGUACUGUCAGCAACGAAACGGCCUCUCAGCUCCGUACCCUCGUCGACAACGACAAGAGCUUGGUUUCCGCAACCGACAGAUUGAAGAAGACAUACUUCUCCCCAGCUUUGAGCACCAAAGUACCCCAACUAGAAGUCAUCUUCUCAGACGGCUACACUGGCCUCAAAGGCUAUCCUGCUGCCAACUCCUCUCAGUUCGGCAUCGGCACUUUUGCACUGAUUGGUGUUGUGCAACACCCUCUCAGCAAGGGCAAUGUUCACAUCAGCUCUCGAAACGUGAGCGAUAAGCCUCUUAUCAACCCUAACUACCUAUCCCAUCCCUACGAUCUUGCAGCUGCUACGAAUCUCGCCAAAUAUCUGCGUAAGAUCGCCUCUACGAAGCCCAUGAGCGAGGUCUGGACCGAAGAGUAUGAGCCGGGCAAUGCAGUCCAAACUGAUGAGGACUGGCGAAAGUAUGCGCUUGCGAACACGUUGAGUAUCUAUCAUCCUAUUGGUACUGCUGCGUUGCUUCCGGAAAAGGCUGGCGGUGUUGUGGAUUCAGAGCUGAAGGUCUACGGUACCAGUGGGUUGAGGGUAGUGGAUGCGAGCAUUAUUCCUCUUUUGCCGAGCGCCCAUCUUCAGACGCUUGUGUACGGAAUCGCUGAGAAGGCGGCAGAGAUGAUUAUUGGUGAGCAUAGAUAG
This is a messenger RNA of Alternaria arborescens, 1809 nucleotides long. RefSeq lists its product as hypothetical. Lineage: Eukaryota; Fungi; Ascomycota; Dothideomycetes; Pleosporales; Pleosporaceae. The record is from RefSeq and is a predicted model, not a curated record. Gene Ontology annotation, molecular function: oxidoreductase activity, acting on CH-OH group of donors; flavin adenine dinucleotide binding. The coding region runs from base 1 to 1809 and encodes 602 amino acids. Gene Ontology annotation, biological process: secondary metabolite biosynthetic process. The transcript is spliced from 2 exons.